Molecule: messenger RNA, 792 nt
Organism: Apiotrichum porosum
Lineage: Eukaryota; Fungi; Basidiomycota; Tremellomycetes; Trichosporonales; Trichosporonaceae
Exons: 3
Coding region: 1-792 (263 amino acids)
Source: RefSeq, a predicted model, not a curated record
AUGUCCCUCGACAAACCCUUCGGCAUUUUCAGCCCGCACCUCAACGGCGUCAACAUGCUGGGCCCCGGUGGAAACCCGAACGUCGCCUACCAUCACGACCGCUACCACCCCACCCCCGCCAUGUUUGCUGGCUACGUGUGCCGCCAGGUCCAAGACGGUUUUGGAACGACCAUGUUCGAGAUCAUCAGCGGCGUCAACGCAGAGACCCUUCCACCCAAGUAUGAUUGGGAGUUGAUCAGCAUCGACGACGACGAGAUGGCGCGCAUUUGUGGUCUCGAGCGGAACGUGUUUUGGGUCGCGUACAACUGGAAGCUCGACAGCUUCCGCUCACGGGCCCUCCACUGGGUCUGGUUCAACGGCAAUGUCUGGCACGGCAUUGUCCCCAGCGAUGGCAUGCUCGAGGAGGCUCACCGGUACGCUCACAGGGAGCUCAUGCGUCACCACGGCCAGCCCGCCCACGACAUCAGGCUCGGCGACGACGGCGCCUGGAUUGUUGAGCGUGACGAAAAAGACAUUGACGAGGACGACCACACCGCCUGCGACGCCGACCUUGGAAUCCCACCUGAAGAGGUGGAUUUCAUGAUGGUGUACGAGGCGAUGCUUGCCGCCGAUGCCGCCCAAGCCGCUGCUGCCACCGCAGAUGCCGAUGCCGAUGCCGAUGCCGAUGCCGCUGUCGCCGCCGCCGCCGCCGUCGUCGUCUCCGAGGAUGCAGAAACGGGGGAGUCGGUUGACGCCAUCCAAGAAGGCGAAGAGGCCGUGGUCGACUGUGACGCCGAGAUCCUGCGCCUGUAG